This is a messenger RNA of Vitrella brassicaformis, 5996 nucleotides long. NCBI's taxonomy places the organism in Eukaryota, Vitrellaceae. The record is from the annotation of a GenBank genome assembly.
GUUUUUGGGUAAGAAUGUGUUGGUAUAACGCACACACACACACAUCAUGGGUUCAAACCCUCCCCCUCGUGCUACCUACCUAACUCUGUCGGCUCUCGGCCGUGUCAGUCAGUCAUGUGUUGAUUGAUGGAUACAUGUCACGACGGGGCUGAGGCCUGCAGACCAGCAAAAGACUGCUCGCUAGGGCUGGCCACCUCCAGGCUGCGAACGACACGUGCCCCCGCGGCCGGCCACACGUGACGGACCAGACAGACUUGUCAAUGGGAUACAUGGCCAGGCAGACCAUUCUAUCUGUCCCAUCCCCACAGAAGCAUCCAUGGCAUUAGACACACGAAUCACGCCAUCCCCCCACGCCCGCUCAGCCCGUCACGAGGGCCUAUCCUUCCCACACACUCAUUCCCUCUGUCAGUCAGUAUGUCUAUGUCUGUCAGUCUGUCUGUCUGCAGACGAACACACGCCAGCCGGACCUAUGCUUCAAAACCCGCUCCUAGGCACAUCACUCACUCACUCACUCAGCCAACAACUCAUUCACCACUCAUCCUCCUCGUUGUCAUCGGUGGCACCACCGCCGGCCCCACCACCACCGCCCGCGACAGGUGCGGGUGCAGGCAUCACCCACCUGCGGACCUCGCCACGCUGCUCGUCUGCUGCUUGCUCCUCGGUGGGCUCGGUGCUGCUGCUGGCCAUGCUGGCACUGUGGCCGUGGGAGGGGGUGGGGCCAGGCGCCUUGGGCACAUAACGCUGCAUACACACAUAUGCACAGAGAGACGCGGGGGUGGAUGGAUGGAUGGAUGGAUCGGUGCCUCUUUGUUCGUGUGUAUGUGGUGCAUGUGGGGUGGUGUGGUGUUUGUUCACCUGGCUGCCCCCUCUGCCACCCGGUGCGGGUGGCGGCAUUCCUCCGCCCCAUGAGCCGCCCCCUCCUCCUCCCCCUCCCCUGUCGCUGCUAUUCCUACGGUGUCUACCGGGCCCCUUGAUGUGUCUGCGAUUCUGGCCCUGGCCCUCUCCACCACCACCCUGCUGCUGGUGCUGCUGUUGUUGACCUUCCGAGCCCGCCUCGUCAUACAUGGCGCGCUUCCACCCUUUGCCCCCUCCCCCGCCACCUCGUGUGCUCUGGUUCUGCCGCCCCCCUCCGAUGAGAUUGUCCUUAGCCGCCGCCUUGCGCUUCCACACCGUCUUGUGGUUGCCGCCUUGACCCUGGGCCUCACUGCCUGGCGACAAUUGCUGCUGCUGCUGCUGCUGCUGCUUGGAGCCGUUCUCGUGCUGGUGCCGGAGUUGGGAAGUGGUGGGCUGGCUGUGUCUCUCUGUUGUUGUGUGGCGUGUGUUGGCCGGGAAUGGAGCAGCUGCUGGGGCAGGUGCAGGUGCAGGUGCAGAGGCAGGGGAUGGGCCUGGGGUGUCUCUGCUGCUGGUGCUGCUGGUGCUGGGGAUGGCGUGACGCGAGGCGGGCGAGCUCGAAGGCGAGUUCGCGUUGAUGACGACCUUCAUGGCCGACCUAAACACCGCACCGGGCCUCUCGCGCGACGAUCUUCCUCUCCCCCUGUCAUCCCCACCACCACCACCACCGCGCCUCUCCUCUCUCUCUAUGGGGGAUGAGCGCCCCUGCAGAAUGGACAGCAGCUCUUUGCCCGCUUCAACGCCCUUGAGUCUGGCUCCCGUGGAUGACGCCUGUGUGCUGUCGGCUGUUGUGCUGUCGUGUUGUUGCUGUUGCUGAUGUUGCUGAUGUUGCUGAUGUUGCUGAUGUUGCUGAUGUGGCUGUGCGAUGGGGUGUGGGGCGUUCUUUAGUGUGUCGAAGAGGCUGGGCGGGGAGACGAUUGUCGGCGUGGUGUGGGAGAAGGGGAUGGGCGGGAUGGUCGCGCGAGAAGAAUGCUGCACCCACAUGACAAUGAACAUGACAAUGUCAUGUAUAUGUCAAGAGAGCUGUGAGGCCUCUUCCCGUGCACACUUACCAUUCCGUUGUCCCUGUCAGUGUGCCCAUUCCUCCCCCCGCCCUCUUCCCCCACCCCCACCUGCUGCUCCUGCCCACGGCCCCCACCAUUGCCCGCACCCUGGGCAAGUCCAGAAGUCUCACGCAACCGCUCAAGCACAAAACUGAUCCCAUCGUCACCACCAUGAUGGUUUUCGCUUCUGGCCGCCACACCGCUCUCCUGCCCCUGGGCCUGCUGCUGCUGUGCUUGUGGGGGGAACAACGCUGCCAAUGAUGGGGGCAGCUGCGCGCCGGGCGGUCGCGGCGGGGGUGCAGUCACGAGUGGCACCGUCAUGGGGGCAGGGUGUGUUCGCGAGGGAAUCGACGAGCCGCUGGCCGACUGGCUGGGCGAUGGGCGAGAGGAGGGGUGGGAGUGCAGGGCUGCGAAGGGGUCGUGAUGGUGCGGCUGGGUGCUGGGAUGGAUGUGGGCGGUGUGGGUCUCGCUGUGGUUGCGCCCCCAGGGAGGAGCAUGCGUGUGGGUGUGAGUGUGCGGCCAGCCGGGCUGCGACGCGCUCGAAGAGACCGCUCUGAGGUCCCGAUGGUUGUGGCCGUGGCUGCCGUCACCCCGCCCUGCCCCUCCGCUUUUGGCCAUUUCCUGUGAGAUGAGGUACUGGAGCAUCUCGCGGCCAUUCUCGUCGAGCUGGUUCAGGUGCUGCAGCAGCUGAUUGUGGCUCAUGUGCUGAUACUGCUGAUACUGCUGGUCCUGCAACUGCUGCAGGUGCUGCUGCUGCUGCUGAUGCGCUUCAUGGUGGCCAUGGUGGGAGGGGUAGCCGUACGCCGACGAGGGCGAGUCUGGUGAGCCGGGUCGCCAGUCGAUGGGUGGGGGGUGUGUCGGGGGCGGCGGGUACAUGUAUGGCUGCAUCGCCGGGGGGCCGGCAGGGGCAGGAGGGUGGGGGUGGGGAAAGAUCCCUCUCCCUGCUGCUGCUGCGGGUGCUGGAGGGGGCUGGUAGCUACUCGAUGGGGGCGGGCGAGACAGCGCAUCAACCUGAGGAAGGAACAGAAUUAGUAGGACACACAGAGAGGGCCCGGCGCACUGUGUCUUGGGGGCGGCGCGCUGACUUUGGCUUUGAGUGCAGCGUCGGGUGUGUAUCCCGCCUCCUCCAUCUCACGAACGUACGCACGAGACAGUCCUUCGUCGCCACAACUGCACACGCGCACCGCGGGGCACCCCAUAGACACAACAGACGAUUCCUUUGCCUCGUGUAUGUGUGUGUGUGUGUGGCUGACUUGACGGCGGUAGUGAGUAAGAGGUUGUAUGUCUGUGGCGCGAUGGGGAUGUUGGAGGCAUUGAGGUCGUCCAUCACCUGCACCGCCACAUCCAACUGCUGAUGACGCGCCGCCCUGAGAGCAUUCACAAGGACACACAUGCCCAUGGUCAUCCAAGCAAAGCAUCUUAGGACUUCUCUCUGUCUGCACUGCAUAUUGUGUUGUCGGGUACUCACUCCUUGAGUAUUUUGACGGCCUCCUUGUUGCCGUCGAUGAACCGCCGAUGGUGGUCCAGAUUCGCACCCGAUAACGGGGGCGUGCCCGCAUCAGCACGACCCGACACACCCGCACCCCUGACACCACCGUCUGCCGCUACCGCUCCCUCCUCUCUCUGCGUGGCGAGGGUGGUGCUGUCACCCGUCACACGCGGCUGCUUCUUCUCCUCCUUGUUGUGUAUGCGGUGCACGGCCUCUCGCACCAGAGCCAUCAGCACACGCUCCAUCAAACUCCCGCCCUCCUCUGCUACCGGAACCUCUGCGCUUUCCACCCCAACACCAGCACCAGUAUCGACCGUGGCCGUGGCUGUGGCUGCUGCAGUAGGUGGUGGGGGUGGGGGUGGGGGAGGUAUGGCGUCGGCGACUCCGUGCUGCUGCUGCUGCUGCUGCUGUGGCGGUGGGGGCGGCAGUUGUGUGACGGGUUUGCCGACGUUGUGUACUUUGCGUAGGGUGGACCGGGAAGGGGACCCUGCCAGAGGGAUGGGCGGCGGGGGCUGGGUGGGCAGUGCCGGCAGGGCACCCAGAAACUGACAUACAUGAGGAGGACAAGAGAAGAAAGAAACGUAUGAGAGAGAGAAAGGGUCUCUGUGUGCUGUGCUGUGCUGUGUUGUGUUGCGUACCUCUGAUGGAAUGACUUGUGGCUGUGGCGACCCGACAGACGGUGCCGUCCGUGACUCCAACAUCGCCUCUACGCUGUCCUCCCCCUCAAUAUGCAGAUGACGCCCCUUAGAAACACCAGCAGCAGGCGCAAGACUUGCCGCGGCCGCCUCCAGCGGCCCCCUGACGUCCAAACCGCCCAUCCUCUCCAUAAUCGCAUCCACCCCAGCAACGCCACCGAUCCCAACACCCUCAUCAUGGCCACCAUCCAAGGGCGUCGCGUGUGUGAGCACCGAUGUGCUAUCAGCAGCCACGAGAGGGGGCUGCGUAUGCACCACGGGCAACGGCAAUGGCGCCAGUGGUGCAGGCGCUGCCGUUGCUUGUGUGGGUGAUUGAGUGUCGACUGGAGGUGCCGGUGCCGGUGCCGGUGCUGGCGGGGGUGGGGGAGGAGGGGGCGGCGGGUGUGCGGGGCACGGAACCGGGGAUAUCACCGACGGCGGGGCCGCCGAGGGCAUCCCGAACUGGUGCGCCUGCAUCACCGGCAGCCAACCUUGCUGCUGAAUUAAUUGCACAGACACACCACACACCACCCACAGAUUCACAGAUUGAUUCACAAGUUCCAUGCGUUUGUGGUUAUGGGUACCUUACCUCCAUGGCUGGUUUGGUGUUCUGUUUGGUGGUCUGUUUGGCGGAUCGGUCGUUGCGGCGAGAGGGCCUGGCGCCACGGGUGGCGGGAGAGCCUGGACCUGCCGCAUUGGGGGCCGAGGGCGAGAAGGGAUGCCGACCCUCAUAACUGACAUGGGCAUACACACACACACACACACAGAGAGAGAGAGAGAGAGGGAUACCCAACGCGCACAAGACAAGAUUCUCCCCUCCCCCUGUUUGUUUGUUUGUGGAUGGAUUGCGUUGCGUGUGUUGUGUACCCCACCCUCUCUGUUGCUCGGCGAGUCUUCGCAUCCCUGCCCGGGCCGGAUCAAAGACGAGCUUGAUGCCGUCGGCGCCAGGCGGCCGCUCGCCAGACAAUUCACCCAGCUAUAAACGCGCGGCGCACACACAUAGCAUACAAGGAGGGGAUCACCCAUUCACCCACCUACUUACCAUGCUCCUCCGCACCCGCAGCAUGGUGUGCACAGAGUAGCGGCAUUCCCUCUCCCUCUCCCGCCCCAUCACGGCCGUCCGUGAGGGCGGCAGCAGCCCGUACGCCGUCGGCGGCCGACUGGGAGGCAACGGCAUCCCCCUCCCAGCCCCCAUCGGAGGACGCGCCACCGAAUGCGUCGUAUGUGUGGGGGGCCGGCGGGGCGGCAUUUGGGCAGCGGCAAGAGGGAGGGUGGGCGUGCCGCCACGGGGUGAGAUGAAGGCCGGGUCGGCGGUAUGAUGCUGUUGCUGCUGCUGAUGCUGCUGAUGGUGCUGUCUGGGGUGGUGGUCACGGUGAGGGUCUUCUCGGCGGCUGGCGUGGUUGUUAUCUUUCUUGGUCUUCUUCUCUUUGCCACUGGCGCGUUGCGAGGCUCUGUCAGAUUGUCGCUGCUGCCGCGGCCGGCCCGACACCACAAACCACACCAACGCGCAUAUCUGCAGCCAGACGAACAAACGCCGACAAGACAACACACCACACCAUACCAGCGAAGAAGCCUGGACAGAUCUCUCCAUCCAUCUCUGCAUCCUAUCCAUGAGUGUGUGCGCAUCUUCCACCCACAUGGAUGAGCGAGUGGAUGAGCUGAGUAUUGCUUUGCUUACCAGCGGCACGGCGAUUCGGAUGACCCAUACGAUGAUGUUCAUGACCUGCAUCGUCUGGCUGCUGUGUGUGUGGCCGCCGCCGUCCUCCGUUGCCACGGCGCCAUCGCCCGGUCCGCCUGGCGCAAAGUAUGAAGAACCCCCAUCCAUUUCCUCCACAAACGACACGCAGCCGUCCGUCACAACACCGUAACGACUUGGCGCAGAAUGGAACGCACUUUCUC